AUGAUAACCAAGUACUUCACCAAAGUCUCUGUGCGGUUCAACCCCUUCUCUGAGGCCGCCAAGCCCGUCAGGCUAUUUAUUGGAAGAAUUCCUGGCGUCCAGAAGAGCGGGUGCACAAUCGACUACAAGAUCUUGAAUGGUAACGAGGAGCCACUCGUGAAGGUUACCUUUAAGGACAAAAACGUAAUGGAGAUCAAUCCAGAAAAUAAGAGAUUUGAAGAUUUGAGGGCUUACUUCGACGCCCACUCGAGAAAGUUGGCUCUCAAGGAUGCCAUUCUGGAGUAA
Messenger RNA from Candidozyma auris, 285 nucleotides. RefSeq names its product mitochondrial 54S ribosomal protein mL53. The transcript has a single exon. Gene Ontology annotation, cellular component: mitochondrial large ribosomal subunit. Lineage: Eukaryota; Fungi; Ascomycota; Pichiomycetes; Serinales; Metschnikowiaceae. The coding region runs from base 1 to 285 and encodes 94 amino acids. The record is from RefSeq and is a predicted model, not a curated record. Gene Ontology annotation, molecular function: structural constituent of ribosome.